AUGACGGUGUCAGCUGACGGAUCCCAAGUAUCAUACACCUGCGAUGUCGGUUUUUCCCUCCAGGGUGUUCCUUCUCAAGAAUGUAUUCUUGCAACAUCUGGCUCCUCCGUCCAGCAGCAGCCUUCUUGUGUAAUAUGUGGAACAUUGUUUUCAACGGCUGGUCUUGAGGUUAUACAGUUUACGGACGGUGAACGAACGUACGCCGAGUUUAAAUGCGAUCCUGGUUACACAAUGAGCGGGAAGACAAUCAUUAGCUGUCGCUCCGACGGCACAUGGAAUGCCAGUCAGCCUACAUGUGAGGUUUGUGAAACAUUGACGCCCCCGUCUGUCGGUGAUGUAUCGAUAAUGACAGACGGUGAGAUGACCUCUGCCAAUGUGACCUGUCCGGCAGGGUUUGUGUUGGACAGCAGUGGAACCCUUAACUGCAGAGCUGACGGAACCUGGAACUUCGACGUACCUGAUUGUGUUUGUGAACCUCCGCCGUCUCUGCAAAAUGGGGAAACAAUCAUCUCUGCAGAUGGGCUUACGGCUAGGUAUUCCUGUCAGUCAGGCUACAGUCUCUCAGGUCCAACCACGAGAGUCUGCCAAAGUGACGGUACUGCUUGGACUGACGAGGAUCCCUUUUGUGUUCAAUGUGAGGAACUGCACCUUGGAGUAACAUGA
Mya arenaria is the source of this 663-nucleotide messenger RNA. RefSeq names its product E-selectin-like. The coding region runs from base 1 to 663 and encodes 220 amino acids. The transcript is spliced from 5 exons. The record is from RefSeq and is a predicted model, not a curated record. NCBI's taxonomy places the organism in Eukaryota, Metazoa, Mollusca, Bivalvia, Myida, Myidae.